Messenger RNA from Zasmidium cellare ATCC 36951, 1566 nucleotides. RefSeq lists its product as uncharacterized. The transcript is spliced from 4 exons. The record is from RefSeq and is a predicted model, not a curated record. Gene Ontology annotation, molecular function: monooxygenase activity; oxidoreductase activity, acting on paired donors, with incorporation or reduction of molecular oxygen. NCBI's taxonomy places the organism in Eukaryota, Fungi, Ascomycota, Dothideomycetes, Mycosphaerellales, Mycosphaerellaceae. The coding region runs from base 1 to 1566 and encodes 521 amino acids.
AUGGGGGAAUUGAGCAAUGGUCACACCCCCAAGAAGCCAUGGAUACUCAACGCCUUUUCGAUGAGCACGCCUGGCCAUGUCUCUGCAGGACUCUGGGCUCAUCCUCGGAAUCGUAUCAAAGACAUUACAGACAUCCAGUAUUGGGUCGACCUGGCGAAAAUCCUCGAUGGAAACUUCCACGGCUUGUUUCUGGCUGAUAUGCUCGGCAUUUACGAUGUCUACAAAGGACCUCGAAAUAUCGAUCCCGCCUUGCCUGGUGGUGCACAGUUCCCGCAGACAGAUCCUUUCGUUGCAAUACCGGCAAUGGCAGCCGUGACCAAAAGUCUCUCGUUCGGAGUUACAGCAUCAACGACGUACGAACAUCCGUUUCUGCUCGCUCGUCGAUUCUCAACUCUGGACCAUCUGACCAAUGGUCGAGUUGCAUGGAACAUCGUAACCAGCUUCCUCGACAGUGCCGCCCGAAAUCUUGGACUAGACGCGCAGGUCGCUCAUGGUGAGCGAUACCAGAUCGCCCACGAAUAUGUCGAAGUCAUGUACAAGCUGUUGGAGGGAUCCUGGCGCGAUGAUGCCGUUCAAAAGAACGAUCCACUAAGCAGGCAGUAUGCGGUACCAGGACGAGUAAGACGCAUUGAUCAUGUCGGAAAAUACUUCAAGGUAGCAGGGCCCAACACCGUGGAACCUUCACGGCAGCGGAUGCCAUUUAUUUUUCAGGCUGGCGCCAGCACAGCCGGGAAGCCAUUUGCAGCUUCAACCGCAGAAGCAAUGUUUAUUCCCGGCAUGGAUACUGACACUGUCCGCAAGACUGCAACCGAAAUCCACGAAUUAGGUAGAAGCAUUGGCAGAGACCCGGAUUCAAUCCGGCUGAUUGUAGGCAUGCUCGUCAUCGUAGACGAAACAGAUGAGCUUGCUAGGAAAAAGUACGAGGAGUUGCUUUCCUGGGCCGACUUAGAGGGUUCAUUAGCGCUCUUUGCCGGAUGGACAGGCUACGAUCUUGGACCUUUUGAUGAUGACCACAACCUUGAAUUCGGUGCACCGGGUGGGAUUACUAGUGUCGUGAGUGCUUGGAAGGCAACGAUUCCGGGCUCCGACAACAUCAGAUGGACCAAGAAGCGCGUAGCAGCGGAGCUAGCGUUGGGCGGGCCACACCCUAAAGUCAUCGGCUCUCCAACUACCGUCGUUAAUGAGCUGCAAAGAUGGAUUGAUGAGACGGGAAUCGACGGUUUCAACUUGAGUCAUGCCAUCAGUCCGGGGACGUUCGAAGACUUCAUCAAAUGGGUGAUCCCCGAGCUGAAGAAGCGUGGCGUGUUCUGGGAUCCUGCAGAAGCCGAAGGCAAGACCAUGAGAGAGAACUAUCUUGCAGAUGGCAAAGGUCCCCGGCUGAGACCUGAUCAUCCGGGAUCGAAAUAUAAGUGGUCCUCAGGAGACGCUCCCGAAUCAAGUCGACGUUCCAAUGGAGUCGCAAAAGAGUCACAGUUCCUUAACUACCGCAACCUCAACGACAUUCUUGGUACUCCGGACAGCCUCGCUCGCGCUGCUGAGGCCAUCGAGAAACAGGGUGAGCGGUGA